This is a messenger RNA of Maniola jurtina (meadow brown), 910 nucleotides long. RefSeq lists its product as uncharacterized. The record is from RefSeq and is a predicted model, not a curated record. The transcript has 3 exons. NCBI's taxonomy places the organism in Eukaryota, Metazoa, Arthropoda, Insecta, Lepidoptera, Nymphalidae. The coding region runs from base 99 to 848 and encodes 249 amino acids.
AAAACUCUAUUGCAUCGGCCGGACCACGCCAAACCUAGCUUGACAUCUCUCGAUGUCAGAAAAUUAAAGACUGGUAGAAGAAUUUGUAGUGAACGAAAAUGAAAAUUGUUUUAAUAAGUCUCAUUGCCCUUGCGGCGUUCGCAAGUGCCGAUGACAGUGACCACACCAUGGAAACGGCAAUUAACUUCAUCAAGGACUGCAGGGGGGAUUACAUCUUAUGUGUUAAGGAGAAGUUACUGAGGAUUGUUGAUAACUUAAGAACAGCAAGAAGCAUUGUCAUUGCUGAAGGUGUAGUACUAAAGGGAGAGCCAGAUGUAAGGUCUGGCAAGAAAUUGGAUUCGUUGCCAGUCGACCCAACAGCCAGAGAUGCUGAGGUUAACUAUAGACUCAUGGAUGGAGUUGUAAGCCUAUUUGAAACUCAUGCUCUUGAAGUUAAGUUGAACGAUGCUGAUAAGGCGGAAAUGCAGCGAUCUCUUGAAGAAGGUCGUGGAAAGAAAAAGGGCGGCAGUGGAAUCGGAGGUAUAAUUGGAUUGAUCGGAGCCAAAGUCCUUCUCGGAAAACUGUUCAUAGUAAAACUCAUUGCUUUGAAGGCGUUAGCGACAGCCAAGAUCGCGUUAGUCCUGGCGGUAGUCCUCUUCAUUGCCUAUUGCUUGAAACAUGACCAUUCCAAGACCACCUACGAAGUGGUACCACAUCCCGUACACCAUGAAAGUCACCACGCUCCCCAUGUGGAACAUGUGGCCCAUGAUUUGGGAGGUCAUGGUGGUUACAGCUAUGGAUCUGACUGGAACAAGAACAUUGAUGAUGCUCAAAACCUAGCGUACAGUGCAUACUCGCCUCAUAAGUAAAUUAGACCAAUUAAGCUAGUAAAUGCUAAUUGCAUAUUACAGCUAAGCUGCAUGUCGGAAAG